AUUUCUCUUCCGCGUUCAAAUUUAGUCAAGCGGCAUAUGUAUGGGAGUUUAUUUCGAAGGCUAGAGUUUCCUCAAGUAAGACUCCCGUUUUUACAGAUAUUACCUAACUGCUCAGUUCUGAUCAACGGUAUUUACUGGGAGGUCAGAGCACCCAGGCUCAUAACAACCGAAGAUUGCAAAUAUCUGCUGAAUUUCAAGAGUGAUGCCCCUUCGUUGGAACCUCACCAGAAACUUCUGUACAUAUCUGGUACUAUUGCGGAUCGGGGAGGAUCGGUAGAGUUCACAAACGAGUGUACAUACAUGACUGCGCCGUUUCUUAUGUACGACCCAGAGACGAACAGCUACCACAACCCGGAAGGAAUCCUGACGAGCAGCAUCGACAACCUAUCAGCUCAGUUUCCGCUGGAAGCGACGGAAGCCUUUGGCGAUGUGCCUUUGCCAUUGCUCAAACAAAUGGUUCAGAAUAAAACGGUAAUAUGCACAAACCCAUUUUCGAAUAGGAGCAUAUCACCAAUCAAUAACCACUUCAGGGUCGUUUUAAGCCAUGAUAAAAGGCAUUCGAAAAUUCUUAUCCUUGGAGCCGGAUAUGUCGCUCCUCCGGUCAUCGAAUGCCUUUCCCGUUCAAAAGAUGUUCAGCUCACCGUGGCGACUUCUGAAGUAGAGCAUGUCGAAAACCUAUCUCGAACGUUGCCUAACAUCGAGGUUCAAUUGGUGGACGUCGAAGAACAACCUGACGCAUUAGAACGACUGGUGGCCGACCAUGACUUGGUCAUUAGUUGGCUUCAUCCUCUAUUCGCAAGAAUGUGCAUCAGAUACAAAAGACACCUACUGACUGUUAGUUACCUUUCUCCCGAAAUGAAAAAUUUGCAUGCAGAAGCCAAAGCGGCUGGAAUCACGGUGGUCAGUGAGAUCGGUCUUGAUCCAGGGAUUGACCACACUGGAGAUUAUCAACUUUGCCAAGGACAAUGGAGGAAAGGCAAGUUCUGUGUUAAGGCAACAAUAACAGUCAAUAAUAUUAUAGAACAGUGCAAUAACUAUUCAAAAAGUCCGAGGAAUGUUCUACUCAACGCGUUAUCUGGUGCCAAAUACUUAGGAAAAGGCAACGUUGUAGAGACCCCUACUUCGCUGAACAUUGAAGGAUUCCCUAACCGCGAUUCGACGAAAUACUUUGACAUAUACAACGGUUUCGUUGAGGUGAUGAAAGCAUUUCUCAGCGUAGAGAAACAUAUAAUGUUCACGCCUCAUUUUGGACAAGAAAAAACUUGGGUAAAAUGGCACUUUCAAUCACUUGUAUAUGCUAGUCUUAAAAAUCGAACAUUGUCUUUCAGACUAGAGCUGUUCAAAACAGGGGACCUGUACGCUUAUAUGGUGACCACUGGUGAUUUUAAUAAAAGCAUCGACGAACGGUUUGAAGUGGACCUGACUGCAUGCGGUGACCCCAAGGGCUACUCCGCAAUGGCUCGAACGGUCGGUUACCCUGUCGCCAUCGCAGCGGAAAUGCUGCUUGAGGGUGAGUCUACAUUUCUAAUCAUCAAAAAUAGCGGUUUACUGAUGCACCUGCAGUAUCAAGAUCUAUCGGGUGAUAGAACGAUGUUUCAGCUCAUAUUUUACGGGUGUUCAACAAUGCCAUGUUGUCGACUGUAG
Messenger RNA from Soboliphyme baturini, 1644 nucleotides. NCBI's taxonomy places the organism in Eukaryota, Metazoa, Nematoda, Enoplea, Dioctophymatida, Soboliphymatidae. The record is from the annotation of a GenBank genome assembly.